This is a messenger RNA of Homarus americanus (American lobster), 2754 nucleotides long. RefSeq lists its product as uncharacterized. NCBI's taxonomy places the organism in Eukaryota, Metazoa, Arthropoda, Malacostraca, Decapoda, Nephropidae. The record is from RefSeq and is a predicted model, not a curated record. The transcript is spliced from 12 exons. The coding region runs from base 1 to 2754 and encodes 917 amino acids.
AUGCACAGAAGGCACGAGAGGCACUAUACACAAGAGGCAGGUAGAGGCACUAUACACAGAAGGCACGAGAGGCACUAUUCACAGAAGGCACGAGAGGCACUAUACACAGAAGGCACGAGAGGCACUAUACACAGAAGGCACGAGAGGCACUAUACACAGAAGGCACGAGAGGCACUAUACACAGAAGGCACGAGAGGCACUAUACACAGAAGGCACGAGAGGCACUAUACACGAGGGCACGAGAGGCACUAUACACAGAGGCGCACGAGAGGCACUAUACAGAAGGCACGAGGCACUUAUGCACAAGAGAGGCACGAGAGGUACUAUGCACAGAGGCACUGGAGGGCACUUGAUCACAGAAGGCACGAGGAGGCACUAUACACAGAAGGCACGGGGGGCACUAUACAGAAGGCAUCAGACGUGAGGUGUCUCCAGCAGCUGUCUGAGCCGCCUGCUUCUGGCCAUUGUUCAGGCUACUGUGGUCUAUGUAUGAUAAUGAAUAAGAUUUCUACAGGUAUGAUAAUGAAUAAGGCUUCUACAGGUAUGAUAAUGAAGAAGACUUCAACAGGUAUGAUAAUGAAUAAGAUUUCUACAGGUAUGAUAAUGAAGAAGAGUUCAACAGGUAUGAUAAUGAAUAAGAUUUCUACAGGUAUGAUAAUGAAGAAGACUUUUACAGGUAUGAUAAUGAAUAAGACUUCUACAGGUAUGAUAAUGAAGAAGACUUCAACAGGUAUGAUAAUGAAUAAGGCUUCUAUAGGUAUGAUAAUGAAUAAGACUUCUACAGAUAUGAUAAUGAAUAAGACUUCUACAGGUAUGAUAAUGAAUAAGACUUCAACAGGUAUGAUAAUGAAUAAGGCUUCUACAGGUAUGAUAAUGAAUAAGACUUCAACAGGUAUGAUAAUGAAUAAGGCUUCUACAGGUAUGAUAAUGAAUAAGACUUCUACAGGUAUGAUAAUGAAGAAGGCUUCUACAGGUAUGAUAAUGAAUAAGGCUUCUAUAGGUAUGAUAAUGAAUAAGACUUCUACAGAUAUGAUAAUGAAUAAGACUUCUACAGGUAUGAUAAUGAAUAAGACUUCAACAGGUAUGAUAAUGAAUAAGGCUUCUACAGGUAUGAUAAUGAAUAAGACUUCAACAGGUAUGAUAAUGAAUAAGGCUUCUACAGGUAUGAUAAUGAAUAAGGCUUCUACAGGUAUGAUAAUGAAGAAGACUUCAACAGGUAUGAUAAUGAAUAAGACUUCUACAGGUAUGAUAAUGAAUAAGACUUCUACAGGUAUGAUAAUGAAUAAGACUUCUACAGGUAUGAUAAUGAAGAAGACUUUUACAGGUAUGAUAAUGAAUAAGGCUUCUACAGGUAUGAUAAUGAAGAAGGCUUCUACAGGUAUGAUAAUGAAUAAGGCUUCUACAGGUAUGAUAAUGAAUAAGACUUCUACAGGUAUGAUAAUGAAUAAGGCUUCUACAGGUAUGAUAAUGAAUAAGACUUCUACAGGUAUGAUAAUGAAUAAGACUUCUACAGGUAUGAUAAUGAAUAAGACUUCUACAGGUAUGAUAAUGAAGAAGGCUUCUACAGGUAUGAUAAUGAAUAAGACUUCUACAGGUAUGAUAAUGAGGAAGACUUCUACAGGUAUGAUAAUGAAUAAGACUUCAACAGGUAUGAUAAUGAAUAAGGCUUCUACAGGUAUGAUAAUGAAUGAGACUUCUACAGGUAUGAUAAUGAAUAAGACUUCUACAGGUAUGAUAAUGAAGAAGACUUUUACAGGUAUGAUAAUGAAUAAGGCUUCUACAGGUAUGAUAAUGAAUAAGGCUUCUACAGGUAUGAUAAUGAAUAAGACUUCUACAGGUAUGAUAAUGAAGAAGACUUUUACAGGUAUGAUAAUGAAUAAGGCUUCUACAGGUAUGAUAAUGAGGAAGACUUCUACAGGUAUGAUAAUGAAUAAGGCUUCUACAGGUAUGAUAAUGAAUAAGGCUUCUACAGGUAUGAUAAUGAAUAAGGCUUCUACAGGUAUGAUAAUGAGGAAGACUUCUACAGGUAUGAUAAUGAAUAAGGCUUUUACAGGUAUGAUAAUGAAUAAGGCUUCUACAGGUAUGAUAAUGAAUGAGACUUCUACAGGUAUGAUAAUGAAUAAGACUUCUACAGGUAUGAUAAUGAAGAAGACUUUUACAGGUAUGAUAAUGAAUAGGACUUCUACAGGUAUGAUAAUGAAUAAGACUUCUACAGGUAUGAUAAUGAAUAAGACUUCUACAGGUAUGAUAAUGAAGAAGGCUUCUACAGGUAUGAUAAUGAAUAAGACUUCUACAGGUAUGGUAAUGAAUAAGGACUUCUACAGGUAUGAUAAUGAGGAAGACUUCUACAGGAACACCACCGUCAGCAACAUCACCGUCAGCAACACCAACGUUAGCAACAUCACCGUCAGCGACACCACCGUUAGGAACAUCACCGUCAGCAACACCACCGACAGCAACACCACCGUCAGCAACACCACCGUCAGCAACACCACCGUCAGCAACACCACCGUCAGCAACACCACCGUCAGCAAUCCACCGUCAGCAAUUCCAAAGCACCAACAGCAACCCCCAACAGGAGUAUGUAUAAUCACCCUUGAUCUAACAGACACCAACAGUAACCCUCAACAGGAGUAUGUAUUCAACCAGACUUUCAUCUACCCAACAAACUUAGAUGGCAUCACACCGCAGUGUGACCAGAGUAGAAUGCCGUCCUAUAAAGUUAAGGGUCAUACAGCCUCUCCCAACAGAUGA